Molecule: messenger RNA, 1768 nt
Organism: Centruroides sculpturatus (bark scorpion)
Lineage: Eukaryota; Metazoa; Arthropoda; Arachnida; Scorpiones; Buthidae
Product: histamine H2 receptor-like
Exons: 3
Coding region: 230-1357 (375 amino acids)
Biological process (GO): G protein-coupled adenosine receptor signaling pathway; adenylate cyclase-activating G protein-coupled receptor signaling pathway
Cellular component (GO): membrane
Molecular function (GO): G protein-coupled receptor activity
Source: RefSeq, a predicted model, not a curated record
GAGGCAGGUAGAGAGUUCUGGAGCUGCCAUGACGACGUCGCAAGUGCAUAGCCUGUUGCCCGAAGGCAGAUGCUAGAACUGUCACCGGGUCUUUCGGAUAGGAGACAUUGUCACGAGUGACUUUAGAGAAAUGUCGUUCAUCUAGUUCGUCCGGGCUAAGGAUAUUUAUUAUCUCGUUGUGUUGUGUGACGAUGGACAUUAUUUAUUAAUUCUUAUUCUUAAAACAUUUAUGAAGAAGUUUCUCGAGCAACUGCUCAAGAUGGCUCAAAAUAUCACAGCUCUCGCUUUAUGGAUUCUGCCGCCAUCCAACAGUCAGAUAAUGAAAAUAGAUGGAGAAGAACCAAAUGGAUGGAAUGGCGUUUUUAAACUUGUCUUCCUUUCGGCUGUGGCAACCGGUGGUACCAUGGGUAGUGUCUUCGUCAUCAGUGCAGUAACGGUCAUAGAGCCAUUUCAAGUGCGCGGCAGCAUUUAUCUUGUGAGUUUAGCCAUGGGCAAUAUGCUGGUAACCAUUUUGGUGCUACCGGCAUCCUGUGUCGCCAUUUUGGCCAAUAUCCCUCAGGAUCCAAGUAUUUGCACUUUUCAGUGGCUUACUACGGUGGUGUGUUUUCUCGUAUCCGUCCAAUCCUUUAUGUUUAUGGCUUUAGACAACUGUUUAGGAUUAAAUAGUUUAGUUACAUAUGAUUUAUGUUGCACAAAGUGGAGAAUUCUUUUUGGCGUGUCCGUUGUUUGGUGUUGUUCCGUGAGCUUUGCAGUCAUUCAAUACGUCAUGGGAUACGGACCAUCUUUCUGCGAUUCAAAUUUCAACGUAUGGCCACCGUAUCACAUCACUGCCGGAAUAUUAUUGGUGAUAUGCCCACUUUUGCUGACCAUCAUUUAUUUCACACGAGCCAUCUUCAAAUUGCGAGAUUUUAAAUUACAACUAGAGGUUUUAGAGGAUCCUACUGCAUACGUUUUAACAGACGAAUGUUUGUUGAAGAGUAAUAUAGUGGUGUUUAUAGUGAUGUUAAUGAUGUGGAUGCCAUAUGCCGUAGUUAUAGUGAUCAGUGCUCUGCGUCCAGUUACCAUAAAUUUAAUGGACACAUCUUGGUGGGUAGCCAUAACCAAUUCUUGUCUUUAUAGUUAUGUGUACGCUGCGACCAACAGAGAUUUUCGCGAAGCAUUUAAUAAAUUGUUUUAUUAUUGCUGUUGUAAAAGUCACGUGACGUUCACACGCCGUUCGCGCGACCCCAGGCGAGCGGGUAAUGGAAUUGGAUUGAGAGUUCAUAUUAUUCCGGGUCUCAAUAUUUACGCUCAGAGAAAAGAAACGGCGAAAGAACUACGCGUACAUCCGCCCUGUAAAGGCACUUGCGACCUUUGACACCUUUCCUCAAACUUUUAUCAACAUUCGAUUGUUAAUUACUGUCGAUACGGACUAACGAUUUAAAAAAAUAAAAGGCAGUUGUAUCAAAAAGUGUCCUUCGUAAAAGUAUUUGGAAGAUAACUGCCGGAGUAUUUAUUUGUUAAAAAACAAUCUGAGGCGAAAAUAUGUAUUUUGUGUAUUUGUGUAGUAUACAUAUAUAUAAAAAUUGUAAUUUUAUGAUGAUUUGUGAGAAAAAUAUUAACUGUCUUUAGCCAAAAAUACAAUAUAAAUAAUGCUUUACAUAUCGUUGCCAGUCAAAUAAAUAAACAUUUACUAUUUGUUAAAUGUGCCUCUAAGCAAAAUACAAUUUCUCAUUGUCAUAACGUAAAAGUCAUUUCCACAAUAAAUCCUAGACCCAGUUAUUAUCUU